Molecule: messenger RNA, 834 nt
Organism: Anthonomus grandis grandis
Lineage: Eukaryota; Metazoa; Arthropoda; Insecta; Coleoptera; Curculionidae
Product: cuticle protein 16.5-like
Exons: 2
Coding region: 66-743 (225 amino acids)
Biological process (GO): positive regulation of transcription by RNA polymerase II
Cellular component (GO): RNA polymerase II transcription regulator complex
Molecular function (GO): transcription coactivator activity
Source: RefSeq, a predicted model, not a curated record
CAUACAUAGAAAAGUGGUGUAGUCGUACCACCACCAUUUUUGACAAUUUUAAUUAUAAAUAGUCGAUGGUGGUUCGUUUUUCGUAUCAGUUGGUUCGUUUAACUAUUUACUACAAUAUGAAGUUCUUGAUUGUCUUCGUUGCCGCCCUGGCCCUCACCGCCGCCAAAAACGACGAACCGAAAUCCUCCGUCACCGAAGAGAAAAAACAAACCAAACGCGGCCUCUUGGGACUCGGCUACGGUGCUCACGACACCCUCCUCGCCGAACCCUCAUUAGCACUCGACUCGCACCUCGAACUCGCUCCAGCUCCGGUUCUCAAAUCCGUCUACGCCCCGGCACCGAUCCUGAAAAGCUAUGCCGCCCCAGCUCUAUCGCUGGACCACGCCCCCCUCAGCUACGCUUACGCUGCUCCCGCUCCGAUUUUAAAGAGCUACGCACCCGCCCCCAUUAUUAAGAGCUAUGCCGCCCCCGCAAUCAGUUACGCGGCUCCCUUGACCGUUUCCAAGUUAGCUUACGCCGCCCCCGCACCGAUUAUCAAGAGCUACGCCGCCCCGGCUAUCAGUUAUGCCGCCCCCGCACCGAUUUUAAAGAGUUAUGCCGCCCCGGCUAUUAGCUAUGCCGCCUCCGCACCGAUUAUCAAGAGUUAUGCCGCCCCGGCUAUCAGUUAUGCCGCCCCCGCACCUAUUUAUAAAAGCUAUGGUGCCCCCUUGAAUUUGGGAUGGAACGAACCCAAGUUGUGGUAAAUCUGGAGUUUGGAGGCAUUCGAUGUUACUAUAUAUUGUUUAUUUAUUUUUUUGUGAUACUAAAUAAAUGUACAUUUUUUUUUAAAUAAUA